AUGGCCGCACUGACGGCUUGGAUCAGCCUCCUGGCGGCGGCCAUGUCGUCUUGGUCUUCUUCGUGGAGGCGGCGGCAGGUGGCACAACCGAAGGGCGGGACAGCCUCGCUCGGGCCCAGAGGCCAGGGCAGCACCAGCGGGGCCAUGCUGCGCUGGCUGCGGGGCUUCGUGCUGCCCAUGGCCGCCUGCCAGGAGGACGAUGACCCCUUCUCCUAUGAGAUCCUCUUCGAAGAGCUAGACCACAACGGGGACGGGGUGGUGGACAUCAUAGAGCUCCGAGAAGGGCUGAAAAUCUGGAACUCCACGUUUGGCAUAGAUUCGGAGAAGGAAAUUUUUAAAGCUGUAGAUACCAAUGCUGACUCAGGAUUGGACUUCAAAGAGUUUUUGCGAUACCUUAAUGACCAUGAGAAAAAAAUGAGGCUGGCAUUUAAUAGUCUGGACUUAAAUAAGGACGGAGUAAUAGAAACUUCAGAAAUAAUCGCUGGUUUGAAGUCAUUGGGUAUAGAUAUUACUGAAGCUCAGGCAAAAAAAAUUCUCCAAAGCAUGGACAGUGAUGGAACAAUGACAGUAGACUGGGAUGAAUGGAAAUACUACUUUUUACUUCAUCCUGCAAAAAAUAUGGGUGAAAUUGCUGGCUUCUGGAAGCAUUCUGCUAUGAUUGACAUAGGGGAGAGCAUAGCUAUUCCAGAUGACUUCACUGAGCAAGAAAAGAGUUCUGGACGUUGGUGGCGGCGUUUGGUGGCAGGAGGAAUAGCUAGCGCGUUUUCAAGGACGUGCACGGCCCCUUUUGACCGUCUGAGAGUCAUGAUGCAGGUUCAUAGUCAAGAGUUAAGGAGAAUGAAGAUAAUUGGUGGGUUUGAGCUGAUGAUAAGAGAAGGAGGAAUUCGUUCUCUUUGGCGAGGAAAUGGUACAAAUGUUUUCAAAAUUGCGCCUGAGACGGCCAUCAAGAUCGGGGCCUAUGAACAGUAUAAGCAAUGGCUUAGUUUUGAUGAUGCUAAAAUAGAAAUUACUCAGAGAUUUAUAUCUGGUUCAAUGGCUGGUGUAACUGCUCAGACCUGUAUUUACCCCAUAGAGGUGAUAAAGACCAGACUGACUGUAGGUAAAACUGGAGAGUACUCAGGGAUUAUUAAUUGUGGCAAGAAGCUUCUGAAACAAGAAGGUGUUAGGACCUUUUACAAAGGCUAUGUCCCUAACAUGCUAAGCAUUAUACCUUAUGCAGGCAUAGAACUCAGUGUUUAUGAGAGUUUGAAGAACUAUUGGCUCGAACGUAAUGCAGAAAGCUCUGUAGAACCUAGCUUAAUGAUUUUGCUGGGAUUUACCACGUUAUCCAACACCAGUGCUCAGGUAGCCAGCUUCCCUCUGACCCUUCUUAGAACACGCAUGCAGGCUCAAGCGCAGAAGGAAAAAACAACUACCAUGAUUCGUCUCGUUCAACAUAUAUACAACAAAGAAGGAAAAAUGGGCUUUUUCAGGGGCCUCACCCCAAAUAUCAUAAAAGUGCUUCCUGCAACAAUCAUCAGCGCUACGGCUUUUGAACUAGCAAAAAGACGGUUGGAAUUAGCUUAGAAGUGAAAUAUGAAAUUGUUGUCAUUACUGUAUCACUUAAUUGUAAGAUAAUACCUGGGUUAUAAAGAGAAAUGGAUCUCUUCCUAAAAGGAAAGUAUCAAAUAAUUGUUAAAACAUUUUCUAUUUACUUAUUUUUUAGAAUAAAAUCUAUAAAUGAAAUAAUCAUUUUGGUAAAGUAGACCCAAUUAUUGCAUCAGAGGUCAAAGUCCCAUGCUGCCUUUUUUAAAAUUAAGAAAUUAAAAUUUAUUAAGUGCCUGCUAUGUGCCAGGUAUUAUUUCAAGACAUUUUAAAAGGUCCUCUUGCUUAAUUCUAAUAACCAUAUUAGAAGAUUGAGGAAGAGAGGGAGGGAGAGGGAGAGAAACAUUGAUGUUAGAGAAACAUCAAUCAGCUGCCUCCUGCAUGCCCCCUACUGGGGAUUUGGCCUACAACCUGGGCAACCUUUUAGUGCCCAGGAUGACGCCCAACCAACUGAGCCACACCGGCCAAGGUUAUCCCAAUUUUCAGUUGAGGAACUAAGUUUAGAGAGGUCAGUGCUUUGGAAAGAUCUUUUAACAUUCUCUCCCUCAUUAAGGAUUGCUCUCGGCAGGGCCUCUGUUUCACACGAAGGCCUACUGUUUGCUGUAAUCCCCGGUAUAGCUUGGAUAUUUUGUAAAAUCUCUUAAAGUGAUGAUUGGGCUGAUUGCCCUUAGGGUACAGCUUCUCAGUUCUCUUAGACUGAGUCUUCCAUACCACUUUCCAAUAAAGGCACCGGGAUUCCUUAGUAGAAAUAGCCAAUGGUAGGACUUGGGAAGGAAACAUACAUG
Pipistrellus kuhlii (Kuhl's pipistrelle) is the source of this 2369-nucleotide messenger RNA. RefSeq names its product calcium-binding mitochondrial carrier protein SCaMC-1-like. Gene Ontology annotation, cellular component: mitochondrial inner membrane. The record is from RefSeq and is a predicted model, not a curated record. The transcript is spliced from 10 exons. The coding region runs from base 1 to 1566 and encodes 521 amino acids. Gene Ontology annotation, molecular function: calcium ion binding; ATP transmembrane transporter activity. NCBI's taxonomy places the organism in Eukaryota, Metazoa, Chordata, Mammalia, Chiroptera, Vespertilionidae. Gene Ontology annotation, biological process: transmembrane transport.